Messenger RNA from Trachemys scripta elegans, 6193 nucleotides. It is a transcript of the gene CDH17, whose product is annotated as cadherin 17. The transcript has 18 exons. The record is from RefSeq and is a predicted model, not a curated record. Gene Ontology annotation, biological process: calcium-dependent cell-cell adhesion; cell morphogenesis; adherens junction organization. The coding region runs from base 120 to 2627 and encodes 835 amino acids. NCBI's taxonomy places the organism in Eukaryota, Metazoa, Chordata, Testudines, Emydidae. Gene Ontology annotation, cellular component: plasma membrane; adherens junction; catenin complex. Gene Ontology annotation, molecular function: calcium ion binding; cadherin binding.
UACACAGAGAGACAUCAUUAACUGCAGCAGGUGAUUCUAAAGCCUCAAAAAGGGAAAUAUAUUUUAGAGGGAAACAACAUAUUCAUACUAAAGAAGCCAAAAUAAAAGAAAUCAUCAAGAUGGUUAAGCUCUGUGGACUUCAUGUACUCUAUCUCCUGGUAUUUCACCUGGCUACGUGCCAUGGUAUAAAUGAAUUGUAUGCCAGUGGACCUCUGCAAGACAUGACUUUCUCUGUAUCAGAAGGUACAAUUGGAAUUCAUGUAAUAUACCAGUUUACAAUUGAGCCACCUGCUGUCAGUUUGAGACUGUCUGGUGAAAAAGAUGGCGUCAUUGAGAUUGCAUCAACUAGCGGCUAUCUGUAUCUCAACGGGUCUCUAGACAGGGAAAACAAAGCAAUCCACAGGCUACAGGUGGAGGCUCUGAAUGUAACAGGACAGAAAGAGAAAGGUCCCUACUCUAUUACUAUCAAUGUUCAGGAUAUUAAUGACAACCCACCAAAGUUUGAGAAGUCAAAAUACUUUGGAGCAGUAUGGCAGAAUUCCCGUCCAGGCAAACCCUUCCUGUAUGUCAAUGCCACUGACCGUGAUGAUCCUACAACUCCCAAUGCACAGCUGUUUUACAACAUUCUCCACCAUUUCCCCGACCCUUAUAAGCAGAUGCUUUUUCAGAUUGAUAACGUAACUGGAGCAAUCUCAACAAGUGAGCUUGGUUCUCAUUUAUUAAAUCCCCAAACGCAGGCUAUGUUCACCCUUGUUGUCACAGUGAAGGAUUUGGCAGGAAUGUCAGAGAACGCUUUAACCAGUAACACAGACGUGGAAAUAACUGUGAAGGAGAACCUUUGGAAGGCACCUCCGAAAGUAUCUAUCAAAGAAAACUCUACUGAGCCUCAUCCCAUCUCUAUCAUGCAGGUGCACUGGAAUGAGCCAGGUGCAAAAUAUGACCUUUUGCAAAAGGAGAGGCUACCCAGGUUCCCAUUUACGAUUGAUCAGAAUGGGACGAUUUAUGUGACUGAACCUUUGGAUAGGGAAGAAAAAGAAUUGUAUUCAUUCUUUGCAACUGCAAAAGAUGAAGGAGGAGAGGAACUGGACCGGCCUUUGCCAAUCUUCGUUCAGGUUGAAGACAUUAAUGAUAAUCCUCCUGUGUGCCAGAAUGCUUUGACUAUAUUUGAAGUUCAGGAGAAUGAAGGAUUAGGGAGCAAUAUUGGAACUCUGCGUGCUACAGACAUGGAUCAAGAAAACACUCUUAAUUCUCGCCUGCAGUUCCGUAUUGUGGACCAGAACCCCAAAAUCCCUUUAGAUAACCUCUUUAUUAUCCAGCAAGAAGCUGGGACUUUCCAGCUAUCUAGCCCUUCAUUAAACAAGCGGGUAGUUUCGAAUUAUUUUAUAAGGGUGGAGGUGACAGAUAAAGUGUUCACAACAUUGUGUGAUGUGAAAAUAAACGUCAUUGACAUCAAUGAUCAGAUUCCCAUCUUUGAAAAAUCAGACUAUGGUAUUUUGAUUGUUCUUGAAGAUACUCCAGUAGGAGAAGUAAUACUAGAAAUUCAAGCUACAGAUGCUGACGAACCAUUCACUGGGAGCUCUCAUAUCAUUUACCAAAUUGAAGAGGGAGAUCAAAAUAAAAACUUCAUUAUAGAGACAGACACCAAAACAAAUAGGGGAUUUGUAAAGAUUAACAAGGUUCUUGAUUUUGAAAUGUCUUCAACAUACAACCUGACAGUCAAGGCCACAAAUCCAGAACCUUUGGUACAAGGAGUACAGUAUAAUGCAAGCUCCACUGCCUAUUUUGGAGUUGUUGUGGUGGAUGUGAAUGAAGUGCCAGUUUUCUCUCAGAACAUUUAUAUAGGAAAUAUAUUUGAAGAUGUUCCUGUAGGUACUUUGGUGAUGACAGUGACAGCCAAUGAUCCUGAGGGGGACCAGAUAAGGUACAUGUUGAAAAGCAACAACAGAAACUGGCUGCGGAUUGACACAUUUUCUGGAGAGAUAUAUACCGCUGCUCCUUUGGAUCGAGAAGUAGAACAUGAAUACAAAGUAGAAGUCACUGCAACAGAAGAAAAUAAAAAAUCUCAGAGCUCCACAGCAGUCUUCAUGCUAUACAUAAAAGAUGUGAACGAUAAUCCUCCCCGGUUAGCAAAGGGUAAUCAUCUAUUCUUCUGCCAUCCGCUCCGUGGAGGAGUAAGAGCAGAGAUCCAGGCCACCGAUGAUGAUGAACAACUGUAUUCUCCAGAAUUCACUUUUUCUCUCGGGGGUGGUGAAAAUAUAAAGAGUGACUGGGAAAUUUCUAGAAUAGAUGGCACCCAUGCUUACCUUUCCCCAAAGCACACUAAUCUAGAGGAGAAACAGUAUAGCAUUCCAUUAAUAAUUAACGACAACGGAAAACCACCUUUGGAAGGAAACCUGGAUCUUCAAGUAAACAUUUGCAGGUGUUCCGAUGAGGAGAGAUGUUUUAUAGAAGUAGAAAACCAUCCUGGGAUGCCAAGCACAGGCAUGGCAGUUGGUAUUCUUCUUGGAGUAUUGAUAUUCAUCGGUUUGGUUGUAGGAGGUGUAUUUCUCAAAAUGAAAAACAAGAAAAGGAAAGAACUUAAGAAAAAUGCAGUUGAGUCAGCUGAACUGAAAACAUUAACACAAUAAUUGUUUAUUUUAUUAGGGGAACAAAUGACUUUUGUAACUCAGACCUCCCAUAAAUGUAUUUUCAGAAACUCUUGACACAAACACAUACAUGCAGGUUCCCCCUGCUGCCCACUUCUAUUAGAUAUUAAGAUUCAGUUAUAAAAUCUAUAUACAAGGUUCAGUGGCAGCCAUUAAUAAAAAUAUCAGCCCUUGCCAGGAGUUAACGUGUGAUCCCAGAAACUAUUAGUAAAUAUUGACUGCUCUAUAUUCUUAGAGAAAGUUUUCAUUUUCCUACAAUUCUCUUUACAACAACAAGUUAACAGAGUGUCAAUCAAUUUAGGCUUCUCCCACAAAGUGGGAGGGAUCCCUUGACCAUAAAUUUAACUGCUCCCCAAAGCUAGCUAUACCUGGAGAUAUUCUGACUUGGACCACACCUGCUUAUAUUAUUACAUUAUUCUUGUAAAUUUAGGACAGUAAGAAUGACUGUGACUCACCAAUAUAUUAAGCAACCUAGGUUAGUGAAAUAGUAGGUAUUUUAAUUUUCCCUUUAUUGCAUGUAUCCACUGGGAUAGUCUAUAUUGUUUGCGUAAGCACCAUUGUCCUCCUUUAGUGUUCCAAGAAGAACAAAAAAGAGAGAUUUUUUUUUAAAGUCUGUACAAAUUUGUUGAUGUGCUACUGUAUUAUAAUAUUGCAAAUAACUUCUGGCUCUGUAUACAUUAGAUAGUAAUUAUAUGUUCUCCCAAGGGCUUUAUUGCUGUCCAUGAAACAAGGAUAUAAAACCAAUGCUGUUGGUGGAGUUUAACACAAAACUUUCCAUAAUAGAGACCUGAAAUGGUAACUUGCCAGUGGGCUGUGCCUAAUUCAUGGUUUAAAAAACAGGCUUAUAUUGAUGAAUUAUUUGGCGGUACACUGAUGAAGGGUUGUUUGUUUGUAAGUUUUUAUUCCCUGCUUAAAAAAAAACAAAGUAUGCAUGUAUGUCCCAAAUUUGAAAGGCUAUGUUUUUUUUGAAAGGGAUAGAAAAAAAGCCCUUCUGAAAGGGAGGUGAGGGGUGUGGGAGGGUGGGUGUUUACACAGCAAUUUUUUGGUCACUUUUGUAUAAAGUACAGAGCUGGAAGGAAAGGAACAUUACUUUGGUAGCAUUGCAUUAAAAUAUGUUUUCUUAGAGUACUGCCAAUAAAAACUUUGCUUUUGGCCUUCAGCCAUGUCUCACCACAUCACAUUGUCCAGCUGCUGAAGGUUGGAGAGCUUUGGUUGUUUGCUGUGGGGGUUAUUUCAUCUGCUGAAGUGUAUUUUAUGGUGGGAAGAUCAGUCCAUUGUGUUUGACACUAAAUUACGUCAGAGGGUGCAGUGUUAGGGAUGAGUGUAUUUAUAUUUUUAUAGAUCAUAUAAAUAAAAUAAAUGAUUAGGAAUCAAAGACCACCACUGCAUUUGUAUAUACCAAUGUGGUUCUAUCUCAAGAGGGAAUAUGCAAAAGUUCCAUUUUGUUUUAACUUCUGUUUUAGUUUCACUCAGUCAGACUGUCUCCCAUUUAGAACACGUAACUUUUUUGUAGGACGGUAAAUACACUCUAUGGUUCACCUGUAUUCACCCCAGCUAGAAGACGUCAUACUGUAUUAUUGAGUUUGACACUAUGAGCCUGAUUCUACCUUUCUUGUGCUCUGUCACAGAGCUCUUAUCUCAUCCUGUGGAGAUGCAGGCGCUGUCUCAGUUUCCUCACCUCCUUUGAGUAAUUUACCUUGCUCUCUGCAAAGCUUCCCUCCCAGCUGUGAAUAGUUUGGCCUUCAGGACAAAUUAAAAAGUCUGCUUGGUCUAAGGUAAGGAAAAAUCCAAAAGAGAACACCCCCAUUCCAUAUCUUAAUCCUUCAGUGCAGGGACCUCACAAAGUCUUUCAUCUUCCCUGGGCCACAGCCCUCUCUUCAAGGUGUGUGAGACCUCAACCUCCUCCCCUCAACAAGGGUUUACCCUUCUUGCAGCUAGGGGUCUACAAACAAUCCUUUGCACUAGGUUGCAGGGGUCUCAGCAAAACUAUUUCUAUAUGGCACUAUUAAGGCACAGAACAGCCUGUGCCCUCUCCCUACCAUGGGCUCCAACACUGAGGCCCAAAAUACUAAAGUUCCUAGCAUCUCCAGCCUCAGGUGUUCCUGCUUUACUUGUCCCCCAUGCUUGUCGGCCUGCCUCUUAGGCCUUCUCCCCAGUCCUUCCACAGGUUUCUUCAGCUCAGCCCCUCCCAAGCUCCUUCAUGGGCUCACUCUCUGCUGAGAACCCUACUGCAGCUCUCGGCCCUGACUUAGCCCUGGCAGAAGUUUGCUGCUAUCCAUGUCUCCCUUGCCAGAGAACAGGACCUGUUCCUUUUGACUCUGUAUUGAGGAAGGCAAGUGAACUUCAUUAACCUCUCUUCCCAACAUGCUUUGCUAUCAAUUUACAGUGCCUGGAUCCUUCUGGGAACUACAACUUCCAGAAUUCCUUGCUCUUCUGGGCCAGAACUCAACCUGAGCCUGCCUUUGUAAGACCAGCACAGCCUGACACAUGCUCUGUGAUGCAGGGCUCAGGCUCUCUGCCUAUUCCUUACUGGUGAAACAAAGUCUGUGCUGAUUGCAUCUAGGGUAAAAAAUCCUGCUGGGAGCAGGGAAACUGAGGCAUGGGUGAACGAUGCUUUGUAUCAGACCUCUGCUGGGAGAAGGGAACCUGAGGGUGGUAAAUAAUACUGCUAAACUCAUGAUACCUGCCAGAGGGUGUGAAAAUCCUCACAGGGGUAUGAAGCAAUCACUUGAUGAAGAUGGAAAAGAGGGGGAAGGUUCUUCUUAGUGUAUAGUUUCAGGGUGGUCAGUCAAGAUGUAAUUGAUCCCAAUGAGGAGGAAGCACAACUCACCUCUCUCCAGGAGUAUGAAGAAUGGGACUCAUCUUGGGAGAAAAUAGGGAGAUUCUACCUUGCCCCAGGACAGGGACCACUCAUCUCCCAGAAGCACUGUAGUGCCAAGAUCCACCCUGCAGAGGGACACGUCUCUCAUGGACACCCUUACCAGUCAGAAGUAUUGAAGUGACAAGAGCAUAUGGGAGCCCAGGAACUCUGCCGAUACUUAUUCUGUCCCUUUUUCAUAAAAACGUGUAUUGGUGUGUGUGUGCGUGUGUGUGUGUGUGUGUAUAUUUAAUCAGCGGGAUUGUUUACUGACUGAAUGUAUGAUGUUUGAAUUAAUAAGUAAUAGCAGAUACUCUGUCUAGAAGUGGGAUUCCAGAACAUCUCUGGGAUACUUGGCAUGUAUCCCUGCUCUGCUCUUUUUUGAGGGGGAGAAACGUGGGAAAUCUGUAUGUACAACUUAUGACUUCUGUUUGAUCUUGGGGGCUCUUUACAUGUAUCUGUGUCAGACUGCAGACUCCAUUUUGGAUGUGCGGGUCUUUACCUUCUCUCACCUCUUACCACCAUGCUGGACUGGCACUCCGAAGGCUGAUGGAAAAGAGCUGACAAUAGAGGGCCAAUGACAAUGUCCCAUUGAAACUGAAUUGCUCUAAACAAUAGGCUGGCUCCCAGGGCCGGUGCAAGGAAGUUUUGCGCCCUAGGCGAAACUUCCACCUUGCACCCCCCCCAGCCC